This is a messenger RNA of Clupea harengus (Atlantic herring), 4627 nucleotides long. It is a transcript of the gene acsl6, whose product is annotated as acyl-CoA synthetase long chain family member 6. The record is from RefSeq and is a predicted model, not a curated record. Lineage: Eukaryota; Metazoa; Chordata; Actinopteri; Clupeiformes; Clupeidae. Gene Ontology annotation, molecular function: long-chain fatty acid-CoA ligase activity. Gene Ontology annotation, cellular component: membrane; endoplasmic reticulum. Gene Ontology annotation, biological process: long-chain fatty acid metabolic process.
CGUCACAUAGGUUACGAAUGUACCGGGUCAUAAGUGCUUUUUGUGUUAUAGCACGAACGUGGUAGCGACUGUGCUGGUAACACAUGGGUAUUGUAACCAUAUAAACAAGAUUAUGCUUUUACGGUUCGUACGAUGCUCAUGCCGGCAUAUGCAAGGAUUGUUGAAGCUAAUCUAUCUCCGACAUUGUUUCUGUGACGUGUCACUGAACGCAAUAGAAUUUCUAUUCCUGAUUGGUGGAGCUGUCCAUUGGAGAGGGUCCUGAAAUACUGCGGCCGGUGCAGUUGAAUCCAGGGGAAAUAUUCCUCCAAAACGCAGAACUUUAUUUUACAACAUUAUAGAGAAUUAGGUUUGGUGCUAUUUCUUCAUUUAAGUCGCUUGUCGUUUCUAGAAAGGACGUGCUAUAAUCAAGUAGCGUUUUUGCUGUCUGAUAACGAACCCCGAAGUAGCCUACGGCCUGAAUGAAUGGCCGCCUCAGCAUUUCCAGCUGACAUUGUAGCCUAGCUUACUCUGGCAUGUGUCACACUAGUUCAUCUAUUAUGUAGCAUUUGGGCCUUAUCAAGGGACAAUGAGGCAAACCUGUUCUCUUUUUUCCACUGUCAAUAAUUAAGAUCGACGCAAGGUGAGGACAGCUUCAUCUUAAUUGCAUUCCGAUUUAGACAUUGGGUUUGCCCUGUGGAAUGAGACAGCAGAACGUAAGGUUGAGCGAAAGGGUCAAGGGUUUUUGAAGUAAGCAUUCCACCUGUGAUAACUAACACAGGUUUUUUAAUUUCAAAGUAUUAAAUACUCCUCAGAGGAUACAAUUUCCAAAAGGAUCACCAUAUCAAGUCUACAUAUUAACCACAAAUCAAUAUAUUCGGAUUGCACAGUUCGAAAUCUGAUGGAGUCCCUUGACAUGGCAUCUUAUUCAAUUAAAUCUAAUACUGAAUCCUCUAAUGGUGCAUGUUUUUAUGUUCCUGACCCUUUUAUGAAGUAAUGGAAGCAUAAGCAGGGACUCAUUAAUAGUGCCAAAUUGGUGAGUGCAAAAUCAGAUAACAUUUUACAUCUUUCUAGUCCCAUCUUCUAAAUUACCUCAGCAUUCGUUUAUACUUGUCUGUCUGCUUUUGCAUGCAGGUCUCUGUGUGUGUGUGUGUGUGUAUGUGUGUGUGUGUGUGUGAGUGCAUGUGUGUGUAUGUCUGUUCAUCUCUGAAAUAUAUACCCUUGGGCGAGUAUAGGUGUGAGUAAACGUGUGUACGUAAGCUGAGCAACUGUGUACAGUAUCAUACAUACAAGGAAAGGAAGCACCAUGGUUUAAGAAGGGGGAGGGGGGAUGGAGCAUGGCUGGAGCAUCUGCUGAGGGUGGUGUGAUACGGUGGCCUGCUGAGCACACACUGAGCUUGCGCGUUUCCUUUCCUCAGCUCUCUGCAUGUAAGCUCACCGAGGUGAGAGGUAAUCGCAGGUUUGCCGAAGGGCAAUUUAAGAUUUGCCGGCCCCAGACACACGCGGCACACUGACACUGACUGUCUCCCACGUUUAGCUCAGUUCCACUCUGAUGGAAAGGAUGCAGGCCCAGGAGCUGUUGCGCAGUCUGCGGCUGCCCGAGUUAGACGACCUCAGCCAGUUCUUCCGAUCGCUUCCUACCCCCACACUGGUGGGCCUGGGGGCACUGACAGCUGUGUUGGCCUAUUGGUUGGCCACCCGCCCACGCGCCAUCACUCCGCCAUGUGAUCUCCGGCAUCAAUCAGAGCAGUUGGAGGGCGGGACACAUAGAUCCAUGCUAGGAGAAAGUCCAAAACUGCUGACACACUACCAUGAAGAUGCCAAGACCAUGUAUGAGGUGUUCAGGAGAGGACUUCACAUAGCUGGUGAUGGACCCUGUUUAGGCUCACGUUUACCCAGCCAGCCCUAUAAGUGGCUGUCCUAUAAAGAGGUAAUAGCCAGAGCAGAGUAUCUGGGCUCUGGGCUUCUGGAGCAGGGCUGCAAGCCCGGCUCAGAACAGUUCAUUGGCGUGUUUGCGCAAAACAGGCCAGAGUGGAUCAUCUCUGAGCUGGCCUGCUAUACUUACUCCAUGGUAGUGGUGCCUCUGUAUGAUACCCUGGGCCCAGAUGCCAUUCGGUACAUCAUCAACAAAGCGGAGAUCUCCACGGUGAUCUGUGACAAGCCUGAAAAGGCAAAGGUGCUUUUGGGUAAUGUGGAGAGUCAGGAAACGCCAGGCCUGAAGAGGAUACUGCUCAUGGACCCGUUCGAGCCCCAGCUGGUGGUGAAGGGGGACCAAUGUGGUGUGCAGGUCCACGCCCUAACAGAUAUAGAGGCUCUGGGCAGAGAGCAUCACAGAAAACCAAUGCCACCAGUGCCAGAUGACCUGUCCAUUGUCUGCUUCACCAGUGGAACGACAGGAAAUCCCAAAGGAGUUAUGCUGACCCAUGGCAAUGUUGUAGCAGACUUCUCAGGCUUUCUCAAAGUUACUGAUAGAGUAAUCUUCCCCAACCAGGAUGACUGUCUUAUCUCCUUCCUGCCCCUUGCUCAUAUGUUUGAGAGGCUCAUUGAGUCCGUAGUGUUCUGUCAUGGAGGAAGGGUCGGGUUUUUCCAGGGUGACAUUCGUCUCCUGUCUGAGGACAUGAAGAUUCUGCAACCAACUGUCUUCCCAGUGGUGCCUCGUCUGCUCAACCGCAUGUACGACAAGAUUUUCAGCCAGGCCAACACUCCUUUGAAACGCUGGCUACUGAACUUUGCAGCUAAGAGAAAAGGAAGAGAAGUGAGCAGUGGCAUCAUUCGUAACGACAGCUUGUGGGAUAAGAUAUUCUUUCACAAGAUCCAGGCAAGCCUAGGCGGAAGAUUACGAAUGAUUAUAACAGGAGCAGCCCCUGUUUCCCCAACUGUGCUUGGGUUCCUCAGAGCAGCGCUGGGCUGCCAGGUGUACGAGGCGUAUGGUCAGACUGAAUGCACUGCAGGCUGCACCUUCACCACGCCAGGAGACUGGACUUCAGGUCACGUUGGUGCUCCUCUUCCCUGCAAUUACAUCAAACUGGUUGAUGUACCAGAGAAAAACUACUAUGCCUCCAGAGGAGAAGGAGAGGUGUGUGUGAAGGGUCCUAAUGUGUUCAAGGGCUACCUUAAAGACCCGCAGCGAACAGCAGAGACUCUGGAUGCAGACGACUGGCUCCACACCGGUGACAUUGGGAAGUGGUUACCUAAUGGCACACUGAAGAUUAUUGAUAGAAAGAAGCACAUUUUCAAGCUGGCCCAAGGGGAGUAUAUAUCGCCAGAAAAGAUUGAGAGUAUCUACAUUCGCAGUGACCCAGUGUCCCAGCUGUAUGUGCAUGGGGACAGCCUACAGGCCUGUCUGGUAGGAAUUGUCGUACCAGACCCAGAAGUGAUGCCAUCUUGGGCUCACAAAAAGGGCUUUGGUGGCAGUUAUGAUGACCUCUGUAGCAAUAUGGAUGUAAAGAAGGCCAUAAUGGAUGACAUGGUUAAACUUGGCAAAUCCAGUGGCCUACACUCUUUUGAGCAGGUUAAAGACAUCUAUAUUCAUAAUGACAUGUUCUCAAUCCAAAACGGUCUGCUCACACCCACACUGAAGGCAAAGCGACCAGAACUCAAGGAGUAUUUCAAGGAAAAGAUUGAACAACUCUACAGGAACAUCUCUAUGUAAUGACCUCCACCAAAUAAAAGCCCUGGUUUAUAGGACAUAUAGUAUCAUCGCUGUUCGUGAACCAUUUGCCCUUAACCCCCCUCAUCAAAACCACAAAAAAGAUGCUAUGCACCCACGAUGGGUUGUGUGUGGAGAGACAGCUGUGUUUAUGCCCUCUGGAAAAAAAAACUAACAUCAACCAACCCUCCAUCUCUCUUCACCCUGGACAUCAAAGUCCCUCAGAGGACCGGGGAGCCUCCCAAAAAAUCCUCCCCAUCUUGUAAGUUAGCUUGUUGAACUCUGGAUGUCUGUCAGCUAGUGGUGAAAAGGUAGUCAAUGGCCAGUGUGCCUUUUGGAAACAGCUGACUUACAACCAAAAUCGGAGCCCCCUUCAUGCAAACAGUGACAGCUGCAGCCUGGAUCCACCCUGCACCCUUCUUCACCUCUUUAUAUACCGUCAAACUCCAAACCUCAGCAAUGCAGCCAGGAACUGGUUCUCUAGGUCCUCGCUAGGCUCAGAGGGAUUGCCUGACAGUACGCAGCAUGAUCUGGCCUGGGGCCACUGCAUGCCAUGUUGCUGACACCGCUGGGGCUGUAGUCUUCGAUGAAACCCCUUGAAGAUACUAAUGCAAUCAGACACAAAACGUGGUGAGAUGGUUUAGCAAAGGCUUUCUUGUGAUGUACAAGCCCCCGAGAUCUCAGACGUUCAGCUUGCUGGGCAGAGUGCGUGCGCCAUGGACAUUGGGUUUUGUUGGAGUAAUGUAGACAAAUGUUUCUGGCUGUGGAAUGAUUUCAUUCCCAAACUAUUCCAGCUGUGAUGUACAUAUUGAGGACACAUAGAAGUAAGAUUAUUUAAACCAAUGACUGAAUGGAUUUUUGUGUGUAGUGAAAUGACGUGUAACCCUAUUUAACCUGCUGCUGACUGGGACCAUCAGCACCAUAUCUUUGCGAGUAACGACUACAGCAAUAGGAUGAGUGGAUGGAAAUGAGACAGACAAAUAAAAAAAAUAUGUUAUUGGA